This is a messenger RNA of Fusarium redolens, 798 nucleotides long. Its product is annotated as t-SNARE. The coding region runs from base 1 to 798 and encodes 265 amino acids. Gene Ontology annotation, molecular function: SNAP receptor activity; SNARE binding. Gene Ontology annotation, cellular component: SNARE complex; membrane; endomembrane system. The record is from RefSeq and is a predicted model, not a curated record. Gene Ontology annotation, biological process: Golgi to vacuole transport; vesicle fusion; intracellular protein transport. The transcript has 2 exons. NCBI's taxonomy places the organism in Eukaryota, Fungi, Ascomycota, Sordariomycetes, Hypocreales, Nectriaceae.
AUGUCGUACGAUCAACUCUCAAAUCUCGAGUCCGGGCGCCGCGGCGGUUACAGCGACGACCCAGCUUUCCAAGAACUUCAAUACGAUCUCAAGAGCAAACUUCAAACCCUUCUCAGCAGUAAUAGAAAACUUGCCAACGAUGUCAAUGUCUUGGGAACCCGAAAGGAUACUCCGCGCCUGCGGGAGCGAGUCCACAACAGCAUGGAUAAGACGAGGGAUAUGUGCAGAGAGAUUGGUGAGGGUGUCAAGCGUCUUCAGACAUGGGAGGACUUGACAAAACAACAAAAAUACGAACAAACAAAGGUCUCGAGCGACUUUCAAGCAGCGCUCCAAGAGUUCCAAAGCCUUCAGCGAAAAGCCCUCGAGAAAGAGCGCGCAUCCGUUACCGCCGCUCGUGCGGCACAGGAGGGCGAACCCGCCGAAGGUCCUCAGUCCGGCAAUCAGUUAGAGCAACUACAGCAACAAGAACAAGUCUCUCAGCUCGCACCCCAAGACGAGGUUGAUUUCCAGGAAGCUCUGAUCAUUGAGCGCGAGGAGGAGAUCCGCAACAUCGAGCAGGGUGUCGGCGACUUGAAUGUUCUCUUCCGACAAGUAGCGCAAAUCGUCAAUGAGCAGGGAGAGCAGCUUGGAACGAUUGCGGACAACGUGGAGAACGUCCGUGACGACACGCGGCAAGCCGAUGUUGAGAACCGACAGGCCGCGCGGUAUCAGAAGGCAGCCCGCAACAAGAGCUGCUGCCUGUUGCUGAUCCUCGCCGUCAUUUUGACCAUUGUUAUUCUGGCUAUUGUCCUUGACUAG